UGUUAAUACACCUCAUUAAUAAACACCUAGUGUUCACAGAAAAACUUCCUGAAAGUCAUUAACUUGUCUGAGAGUCUCAGGAACACUGGACAAAGAAAUGCAACAUAAACCCAUUGGGCGGGACCUUACUCGCUCCACCCUCUUUGUUCAAAUCUCACUUUGAUUGGUUAACGUCCUUAGCUGCUGCUUUUCCAUUGGCUAAACGACCUGUCGCUCCACGAGCCUACUUGUUGGCCCUCCAGUGUUCCGCUGCGUCGGGAGGACCCACAUCAAGUCAAACAAAUCUCUUGACAGAAGAAAACUUCAUGCUGGAGUUCUGCAACAUCCCAGGAAGCCACAUGAAGUCCAAACUGAACAUGGAAAGUCUGACCAAGCCAGAGCAGCUGAUGCUUUUCAGCAUCCUGGAGGGAGAACUGGAAGCUCGAGAUGUCGUCAUCGAAGUUCUAAAGGCCCAGUGUAGAGAGCUGGUCAUCCAGGAGCGUUAUGCAUGGUACAACCUCAGCGACCCCUUCCACGCCUUGCAGAGAGACAGUGAGAUUGCUGGGGCUUGCAUGAAGGAACCUGGCCAUUCCACCCAUGCAGCCAACCCUCUGGUGAUUCUCAAACUGGUGGUGAGCCACUGCAGGAGGAUGCAGGAGAAGAUGAUGAGCCAACUGGCUGCAGCAGAGAGCAGACACAGAAGGGUUAUUGCAGACCUGGAGGAGGAGAAGAGGAGGCAUGCUGAGGACACAGCUGAGGGUGAUGAUGUCACGUGCAUACUGGAAAAGGACAGGGAGCGCCUACAACAACAGUUGGAAUUUGAGCGGAGCCACGUUCGCCGUCUGGAGAAAGAACAGCGACGGAUUACUGAGCAGCUGGAGGAGGAGCGGGCUCAGCACAAACAACUCUCCUGUGCUCUGGCCAAAGAGUGCAAGUGGGCGAGUUCACGGGCUCUGGAGGAGGGCCACCGGCUGACUGAAUUGAGCCGUAAACUUGAUAAGGAGAAAGAAGCUUCUCAGGUGUUGAGAAAAGAGCUGGAAGAGGAGCGGAGGAGAUCUCUGAGAAUGGAGGCCAGGGUGGAGGAGCAGCUGGCCGAGUUUGACACAGAGCGGGAACAGCUCCGCUCACGUUUGAAGAAGGAAGAAGCUCAUCGCUCCCAGCUGCAGCGACAGGUGGAGGAGUUGAAGAGGAAGCUGGAGGAGGGUUACACGAUAAAAGAUGACGUAACAGUAGAGGCAGCAGGAAGAGAGUGGGUGACUAAUGUCCUGCCAGGAAGCUCCUCAGUAGUUGACGCUAAGGUGGAGGACAUUGAGCAAAAUGGAGACAAUCUACCUGUUAAUGGUCACCAUUGUUCUCUGGAGACCAAUGGGCUUCAUGUACUUUCAGAGAAGGAUCUCUUACAGAAUGGAAACUCCGAUCCAACACAGCCUCGCCCUUUGCCCUGCACGUCACCAGUUCUCUCCAGGCACCCCACGGGGAGCACGAGUCCUGGGAGCCAUCCGUACCAGGCCGGGAUCAACCAGCGCUUCCACGCUGUGCGACACCGGUUCCAGGGUACCAGUGAUCCAGAACCACAGUCCCAGGCUGCACCCGCUGUUCUCUCCCUCUCACCAAACAUCGUCUCUCCUGUGAGCAGCAGCUCCUCCCCAGAGCCCAGUCCGGUCAAGCAGAUGGCUCGGAGCACUGUCACUCAGGUCCUGUCCCGUUUCACCACAGCUCACCAGAGCGCCGCAGCAAAGCUCAGCAUGCCAAAUAACUCCCCGUUUGGCACAGACUACCGCAGCCUGGCAGCACCUCUGUCUCCAGUCAUCAACAGGGCUGCGGGAAUCAUCCCCCAGGGAAUCCGGUCACCCAUCAUCAGCAGGGUGGACAGGGGCAACCCUCCACCCAUCCCUCCUAAGAAACCGGGUCUAGCCCAGCCACCGCUGACCCCAGCAGCAGGUCCCAAAUCAGCCAAUAAUUUCUCUGAAAGCUCGCUGUCAGGCAGCUGCGGCCUCAGCUCCGCCCAAGAGGGUGUCAAGGAACUGGACAUGGUAGUUUCAUCAAAUUAACUAGUCACAUGACCAUUCUAAUCUGUUGGUCCAUCUGCAGGCUUCAUAACGGAGAUUCUCCAGAAGCAGAGUGACUUCUUUAGUUAGCGACUAUGGGCGUCAAUGAUUUUUAUAAACUUUUGUCAGUUUAUAUUUUUAUUUUUUAGGCAUCAUAAAAGAAUUUACUUAUUAACUAAUGAGGUCAAACUCAGUCUGGAACCAGAACCUAAAUAUAAAUCUUCUACACUCGUUUUAGUGUAAACCUCCUUUUAUCAAUGUUCAUUUAUCCCUGAUUUAUGGCUUUUACACAUCAAAUAAUCGGAUCAGUGCUGUGUUCAUGUUGUUCUUUUGUUGUAACAUAGAGAAAUAAUCUAUCUGCUGUUGAGGUGAAACCACAUGUUUCUAAAACACUUUGUAGGCCGAAAAAUGUUUAAUAAAAAUGUAAAAAAAAUAAUGGUUUUAUUUUGUAUUUAUUUACAAUCAUAGGAUUUGUGUCACUAGCUCACAUUGAUUCAAGUAUUACACACAUGCAUGCAAGCGCACACACACACACACACACACACACACACACACACACACACACACACACAUUUAAAUAGUUAAACUCAGCUAAAUUAAUCUUUUAUUUUAAAUUCAGAUAAAAGUUGAAUAAAAGGACAUUGCACUAUCACAGAGUGUCCACUAGAUGUCAGUACUUCACAAAGCUGCACAUCAGGAUGGAAACCAAUCGAAAAUGAAUGCGAGGAUGUUUCGUCAGAUUGCUGCUUUCAUCCUAGCAGUCAGAAAACUUACCAUUAUGGUACAGAAGCAAUGGAUUACACCUAAAACAACAUGACAUCCUGUAUUUACACAGCAUUUAAAACUACCCGGAUACAACAAAUCAAGCCUGUGUUUACUUUGAUAUUUGAGGAAUUAUAUUUUUAAUUUCAUGGAUUUUUAAUCAGUUGUAGUCUUUUAUGUUUGUGAGUGAAAAAAACUUUUAUAAUUUUUCUUUCAAAUUUUUAUACACAACACACACACUUGCUGACGUGGUUUUUCUGAAACAGAAUUGGCCCUCCUGGCUGCUGAGGAAGGGUUAGCUGGUUAACGGCAUGGGUCACUUCUCUUUCAUUCACUUCACCUAAUUAACAUUCCUGUAAAAUAAAUAAAUAAACUGCUGCAUCCUGGACCUGCCCGGCCCUCCAACAAGCCUUACGUCCUCAGACUCAGGUAGAUGUACACUUUCAGUGUCUAAAUAGCAGGUUUUGUGCUAAAGUCACAAAAUCACAACAUUCCCUAUAGGUUAUAAAUUGAGUCGCUUUGGAUAAAAGCAUCUGCUAAAUGAAUAAACAUAAUAAACGUAAAGUAUUUAAAUUCAAACUAAGCAGCCCCCAUCACCACAGAAACGCCGCUCAGGCCCCCAGCGUUGCCCCUUA
Molecule: messenger RNA, 3424 nt
Organism: Nothobranchius furzeri (turquoise killifish)
Lineage: Eukaryota; Metazoa; Chordata; Actinopteri; Cyprinodontiformes; Nothobranchiidae
Gene: cttnbp2nla
Product: CTTNBP2 N-terminal like a
Source: RefSeq, a predicted model, not a curated record